Messenger RNA from Phytophthora infestans T30-4, 522 nucleotides. RefSeq lists its product as uncharacterized. The transcript has a single exon. Bases 1 to 522 code for a protein of 173 amino acids. Lineage: Eukaryota; Oomycota; Peronosporomycetes; Peronosporales; Peronosporaceae. The record is from RefSeq and is a predicted model, not a curated record.
AUGACGCACUUUAAAGACGUCUUCAGGCUGUCCAGUGAACCUCAAUUCGGUGUAUUUCUUCGUAGAUGCUGCCACUACGGACGUCUGGAGGUCGUAAAAACUGCUCUCAAGCAGUGGUUGGAUACCUCCAGCAAAAAUAAGCGUCCUUUAAACGGACCUCUAGGUCUUCGGCUCCUGGAGGCGUUCGAGGGCGAGUCUGACUGGGCAUUCAUGGCUGAAGUGUUCGAAAUGAUCGAUUUCUCGUUUGCACGAGACGAAUGUGGCCGCAAGGCAAUCGUGGCAUCUGUUUCGCGCGCCUAUAAAGCGCUUGGUCAACCGGAACGUGCAAAGCGAGCCGAGAAAUUAUUGACCGUAGCCGCCGAAAGGCGUCAGAAACAAUGGCGUCAACGCAAGUCGAUGAAGCAGGAGGGGCGGAACUUCGAGUCGAGACGUACUCGUAGAGUGUCAGAAACACGAACUGCUUCCGUUUCCUCAGCACCCAUAAUGAUCAACGGUAUCCCUGUCAUCUCCUCGUCGUCGUAG